Molecule: messenger RNA, 723 nt
Organism: Monodelphis domestica (gray short-tailed opossum)
Lineage: Eukaryota; Metazoa; Chordata; Mammalia; Didelphimorphia; Didelphidae
Source: RefSeq, a predicted model, not a curated record
AUGAGUCUCCAGUGGGCAGCGGUGGCCACCUUCUUCUAUGCGGAGAUCCUGGCAGCAGUGCUUCUCUGCAGCCCCUUCAUCUCCCCACAGAAAUGGCUGAAGAUCUUCAGAUCUCGCCUGGUACGCCAGGUGGUGAACCGUGGGAAGCCCUACUUCUCAGUUCUCCUGCUAAUCCUGGUGCUGCUCUUUAUGGAUGCCCUCUGGGAGAUGAGAAAGUUUGACUCCUCCGAGAAGAAGGGCCUGCGGAACAAUACCGUGGCUUUGGAGCAAUAUCACAUGAAGCUCUACCGAGCCCAGUGGAACCUGCACCUCACCAGCUUCUCGCUCCUGAUGUCGCUGCUGCUCCGCCGCCUGGUCACCCUCCAGAGCCAACAGGCCUUGCUGCAGGCCUCCCGAGAGGCCUUACGGAGGCAGGCGCUGGGGGCCCUUGAGGCGGCGCAGCGGUUCCUCGACGAGAAUGAGAGGCUGAGAGCAGAGGUCGGGAGCGAUAGUGCUGCCCAGCUGAGUGCUGCCCCGGUGAGCGAUGAAAACCAGUGCUUGAGGGAGGAGCUCAAGAAGCUGACAGAAGAGCUGGAAAACAGCCGCAGGAACCUGGAGUCCGCUCAGGACGAGGCCCUGGCCCUGCGCAAGCGCUGUGAGGGGGUCCCCCAAGAGCAUGACCACUUGGCUGAGCAGCACCAUGAGGCGGGGGAGGGGCUCCCUGAAGACCAGAAAAACAAGUGA